Messenger RNA from Panonychus citri (citrus red mite), 523 nucleotides. Its product is annotated as protein LZIC-like. Gene Ontology annotation, molecular function: beta-catenin binding. The transcript has 4 exons. The record is from RefSeq and is a predicted model, not a curated record. NCBI's taxonomy places the organism in Eukaryota, Metazoa, Arthropoda, Arachnida, Trombidiformes, Tetranychidae.
UCAUCUCAACUCAUCAUGACAUCGACAUCAAGAGGAGCCCAUGAAACGGACAAACUAAAAGCUAAUUAGGAAGAGUAAUUGGAAAGGCUAAUCACUCAAUUGUCUGAUCUGGAGGAAUGUCGGGAAGAACUCGAUGAUGAGGAAUACGAAGAGACCCGAAGUCAAACACUGGAACAAUUAAAAGAAUUCAAUGAUUACCUCAACGAUAUUGUCUCUGGAAACAUCACCUUAGUUGACCAACUGGGAGCAUAUCAAUUGGCUAUUCAAGCAGCAAUCAGUAGUGCUUUUAAAACACCCGAAGUCAUCAGAAUGUUUGCUCGUAAGCAACCCGAUCAAUUGAGAAUCAAAUUAUCAGAGCUUGAAAGGCAAUUCGAAACUGGUAAAUUACCUCGAAAUGAUUUCGAUGAAAAAAGAUGUGAAAUUUUGUUGGCGUUAAGAAAAUUGGGCGAAAACCUUGCAACAGAUCAAAUGUAAAUAAUAGAAAGACAUUCGUCAAUCGCAAUGAAAGAUUUUCAAAAAGUCG